Molecule: messenger RNA, 2213 nt
Organism: Psylliodes chrysocephalus
Lineage: Eukaryota; Metazoa; Arthropoda; Insecta; Coleoptera; Chrysomelidae
Source: the annotation of a GenBank genome assembly
AAACUUUGGAUGAUGAGGAGUGGAGGGAGGUACAGAAAUGUCAGUUUUACAAAAUGGCGAAUGUGCGUGAUAGUGAUACUUCUUUGUGGCUUCACAAUAAACUCGGAAUAUCAAACGAUUCUUGGACUGGAGGUUCAAUAUGCUCACAACUAAAUGCUGAAGUUUUAAGAAAUAUUAAAGACUGUUUCCCAGAUCUACAAACACAAGUCAAACUGAAAUUAUUACUGAGUUUCUUUCAUAUCCCGCGCAGAAAUUUGGAAGAAUGGAAAGCAGAGUUGGAACAAAUUUUGGAAGUAGCUCUUGGAGAUUCUGAGUUAUGGGUUGCUAUGCUAGCAGAUGCGUUAAAAACGUACCCUUCCACUGGGUCUUUGAAUACAGAAAUUUCAGAUGUAGACGAAGUUCGGCCUAUUUUCAAUGAUUUAGUUACUGAUUUACGAAGACUUGUACGCAAACAAAAUGAUCAUACAAUGCUUCCUAUGGAGUGCCACUACUUAAAUAAAGGAGCACUAGUCUCUGUUGUUGGACAUAAACCAGAACCAUUAAAACAUUUUACAAUAAAGAAAAAGCCUAAAUCAGCAUUGUUGAGAAUGGACCUUUUACAAAAAUCUAUGGAUGCUGCAUCAAAUAUGAAUAAAAAAUCAUGUGCUCCUGUAAUACCUGUUAGAUCAAGGGGGAUGCCUAGAAAAAUGACAGAUACAACUCCAUUGAAAGGUAUUCCGAGCAGAGUGCCCACUUCAGGCUUUAGGUCAGCUUUGAAUAGCAAUGCAAAUAGACCUCCCCUAUCAAGAGCACCAGCGGGCAGAAAGGAAGGUGGCGUAAAGUUACUAGAUAUAGCAGAUCAACCACUCGGAUAUGCUGCAGCUAAGAAAAGGAAGAAGAUGCAAGAAAUCGAGGAAGCUAAGAAAGCAACAGAAACAGCAGCUUUACAGAGUCCUCCACCUGCAGCUGGUGCAACACCAGAUUAUGCUGCUGGUUUGGCUCCAACUCCUACAUAUGCUCCAGCUACCCCACAACCUGUAGUGGUUUCUUCUGCAGUAAUAACGGCGCCGCCUACGCCAGCACCUCAACCAACGAUAGUACAACUUCCACCAACGCCAGCGCCUCCCACCCCAGCACCCCCGCCAACCCCUCAACAGAUCUCACCGCCCGUUCCUGUACCUACACCUCAACCAGCAGUUGCGGUGGCACAGCAAUUUAUCCAUACAAUGCGACCUGUACCUCCUCUUUUGGCUACUACACCUUCCGGACAAAGGACGAUCAUAUCUACAGAGCAGAAUAUUCAGCCUGUACAACAACAGGUACAAACUCAGAUUAUUGGUACACCAGUUGUGGUGGCUCAACGACCCAUGCAACAACCUCAACAGACUGUGACCCACAUCAGAAUCCAACCUCAACCCACCACAAAUGUUUUGCAGAGGAGAGGGCUUGCUCUUACAAGAGAACAAAUGUUGGAAGCUCAAGACAUGUUCCGUACAGCCAACAAAGUCACUCGACCCGAAAAAGCUCUUAUUCUUGGUUUUAUGGCUGGUUCGCGAGACAACCCGUGUCCACACCUCGGCAACAUAGUCACCAUCAAACUGUCGGAAGACCAAGAGAAUGUGCUUCAACCAGACGACACUUACCUCACCAUGUUAGUAGAAACCCACUUCCAGAUGAACUACAACAACGGCGAAUGGAAGAGGAUAAAAAAAUACAGGCAUGUAGAAAAUAUGGUAGAGCAAAUCGCCCAGAGUACACCGACGGCAGCUUUAGUGUGACAAAAGCAGGGUUUUAUUCGAUAGCCGACAGAAUGUGGUUAGGACAAGUAAUUGAAGUUGUGCUCUCCUUAUGAUCGAUGGUCCCACUUGACUUACAGGUGAGGAAAAUCCCACCCUCCAUAAUCGACACGAUAGUCCGCCGAGAUUGAAAUAUGGAUGUAGCAUCAACAGAAAUUAAAUUAACGCAAAAAUCAAAUGGUAUGCUGUGGGAUUGGCUGCUAGUAAUUUAUUACUUAGUCAUGCGACAAAUUAAUUAUCAGGAAAUAUGCCUCACAUUGAAAAAUUGACAAGUAUAAAGUUUAAAAUAUUUUGAAGGUUACUUAAGGCUAUUUGUCAUGACACUAAAUUAAGUUAUUAAUUUAGAACUUAAUUUUCCACCUGCAAGGAUACCAAUUUUCAGUACUAAAUUAAGUCUACAUGCAAUUGCAUAAUCUCUUAUGAAAUUAGACAAGAAAG